AGUAGGCGCGCGGUUAUGAUGUCACGCACACGCGAUUUGCGUGCGUCUAAAAUACUUUACGUUGCACGCGUGGAGUGUGCUGUGAUCAAUAUCGACAGGGAAGGAUGAGCGUGGACGUGGAGCGUGUGUUGAUCCAGCUCCAGGAUGAGACCGGAGAGGUGCUCGGAUCCCCCUUCGAUGUGCCGCUGGACAUCAGUCCGGAGAAACUGCAGUUGGUCUGCAACGCACUGUUACAGAAGGAGGAGCCUGUGCCGUACCUGUUCUUUGUGAAAGAUGCAGAGGUGGUGUCGUCCCUGGGCUCCUGUGUUCAGGACCUGGGCCUGGAGACUGAGCAGGUGCUGCCGGUUGUGUACCAGCCGCAGGCCGUGUUUCGUGUCCGGGCCGUGGCUCGAUGCACCAGCUCUCUGGAGGGCCACACAGAGGCUGUCAUCUCUGUGGCUUUUAGCCCUACAGGAAAAUAUCUGGCCAGUGGAUCUGGGGACACCACCGUGAGGUUCUGGGAUCUGAGCACAGAAACACCACACCACACUGCUAGGGGACACACACAUUGGGUUCUGUCCAUCGCCUGGUCUCCAGAUGGCAAGAAAUUAGCAUCAGGGUGCAAAAACAGUCAGAUCUUCUUGUGGGAUCCAAUCACAGGAAGUCAGAUCGGAAAGACCUUGACGGGACAUACAAAGUGGAUCACCUGGCUGUGUUGGGAACCCCUCCACCUGAACCCAGAGUGUCGAUAUUUGGCUAGCACCAGUAAAGACUGUUCGAUUCGGAUCUGGGAUACGGUUUUGGGCCGCUGUGAUAAGAUCCUAACCGGCCACACACAGUCAGUGACGUGUGUAAAAUGGGGAGGUGACGGUCUCCUGUACACUUCAUCUCAGGACAGAACCAUUAAAGUCUGGAGAGCCAAAGACGGGGUUCAGUGUCGUACAUUGCAAGGUCACGCUCACUGGGUCAACACGCUGGCCCUCAGCACAGACUACGUUCUGCGCACAGGAGCAUUUGAGCCGGCUACUGCAACCAUAAACCCUCAGGAUCUCUCUGGAUCAUUGGAAGAGAUCAAGGAAAAGGCUUUGAAGCGCUACAACAGUGUCAGAGGUGAAGGCCAUGAGAGGCUGGUGUCAGGAUCUGAUGACUUCACAAUGUUCUUAUGGAACCCAGCAGAGGAGAAGAAGCCAGUGGCUCGAUUGACGGGACACCAAGCACUGGUAAAUGAGGUGCUGUUCUCACCGGACACACGGCUGAUCGCCAGCGCUUCCUUCGAUAAGUCUAUAAAGAUCUGGGACGGAAAGACGGGAAAGUAUCUGAGCUCACUUCGCGGUCACGUGGGCUCAGUGUACCAGGUGGCGUGGUCCGCAGACAGCCGUCUGUUGGUCAGUGGCAGCAGUGACAGCACUCUGAAGGUGUGGGACAUCAAGAAGGGCAAACUGACCGCAGAUCUGCCUGGACACGCUGAUGAGGUUUUUGCAGUUGACUGGAGUCCUGACGGACAGAGAGUGGCCAGUGGUGGAAAAGACAAGUGUUUAAGAAUAUGGAGGAAGUAACCCGGAGAAACCUGUGACCUCUGGCUCUGCACACAACAGCCAAUCAGGCGUCUCAAAGCAUCACCCCAACAGGAGGUGGACAGCAGUGUCGGAGCAUUAAGCCUUAGCCUAUUUGUCAAACAAAACCGCUUCGACAGCAUCACAGUAGCUGACAUAUAAUGCUCUCUGAUGGUGUCAGGCCAGAUAACGGGAAGAUAAAACGCUGCCUUAUUUUUUUUUUUGCCUGACCCCCCAAUCAAAUGAGCAGUUGCCCUGUGGAAGUGCAGGUGAAUUGACCCAGUCUAAUCUGUGUAAUCUUUCUCACACACAUUCUUUGUCAUUAACUUAAUCCCUAAUGCUGUGAUAUAGCAGCAUUAACUGGGUCUGUUCCAGGGCCAAGAGAUAACCAGUGUCGUCACAAUGGACCGUACUACGUCAGCUGAGACGUUUUCUCAUUUAGCAGCAAUAAAAGGAUUUUUAUUGGA
Carassius auratus (goldfish) is the source of this 1999-nucleotide messenger RNA. Its product is annotated as notchless homolog 1 (Drosophila). The record is from RefSeq and is a predicted model, not a curated record. The transcript has 13 exons. Gene Ontology annotation, molecular function: protein binding. Gene Ontology annotation, cellular component: nucleolus. Bases 105 to 1535 code for a protein of 476 amino acids. Lineage: Eukaryota; Metazoa; Chordata; Actinopteri; Cypriniformes; Cyprinidae. Gene Ontology annotation, biological process: Notch signaling pathway; ribosomal large subunit assembly.